Messenger RNA from Alosa alosa (allis shad), 2671 nucleotides. RefSeq names its product cGMP-dependent protein kinase 2. Gene Ontology annotation, biological process: protein phosphorylation. The record is from RefSeq and is a predicted model, not a curated record. NCBI's taxonomy places the organism in Eukaryota, Metazoa, Chordata, Actinopteri, Clupeiformes, Clupeidae. The transcript is spliced from 19 exons. Bases 250 to 2607 code for a protein of 785 amino acids. Gene Ontology annotation, molecular function: cGMP-dependent protein kinase activity; ATP binding.
GAAGGAGGUGAGGCAAACGCUGUGGGAGGAAACACGGAUAUCUGCGCAGUCUUGAGAUGUUCUACUUACCCUACACGCAGAGAGAGACCGCGUGAUAAAUGCAGCAGGACUGAUCUCUUACGAUCCCUGAGGACUGAUCUCUUACGAUCCCUGAGGACUGAAAAACGAGUGACCUCUGUGGACACCCAGCGGACCCCUCUGAAGGAGUGCUGACCUAACCCCAACCCCUAGUCUGGGACCUCCUGACCUAUGGUGUGCGCUCGCUCAGUCGCCAUGGGCAACGGAUCAAUGAGAAGCCUGCGUGCGGAGGGGAAUGGCGUGGGCUCGUCGGGAGCGGAGGUCAAGGCGCUGGGGGUCAAGGUGACCCCUGGCGGGGUCGGCAGCGGAGGCGAGGAGGGGCCAGAGUGGGAGGCGGAGCUUCUUCGGGGGCGCGUGGCGCGUCUGGAGGAGGAGCUAGCCCAGCGUGAGCGAGAGCUGCGGGCCCAGGAGGUCCAGCUGCAGGCCCUCCGCCGCGAGCUGGACGCCAAGCACUCCCAGAUCGACAAGCUCCAGGACGCCAUCGGCUACCACCAGCAUGGCCACGCCCUCGCGCCCUGGCCGCACUCGCCGCCCCUCGGCCCGGUCCACGUGGGGUCAGCGGGGUCAGCGUCGCGCCUGCUGAGCGUCAUCAACCAGGGCCCCGCCCGCUUCCAGCGCGUCGCCGUGGAGGUGCACCGUCGCCUGCGCGCCAAGGAGGGCGUGUCCGCCGAACCCACGUCGGGCCAGUUUGGCCCCUCCCACCACCAGAGCAGAGCGCAUCACCUGUCUGGGGAGAAAGCACGAGUGCGCAAGGACUCCAGUACGCGGCGUCUGAUAACGGAGGCUCUGCUGCACAAUGACUUCCUGAAGGCUCUGGAGCAGCAGCACCUGCGUGAGGUGGUGGACUGCAUGUACGAGCGCGUCUACGGCCAGCAGCAGCUGCUCAUCCAGGAGGGACAGCCUGGACACUACCUCUACGUACUGUCAGAGGGCCUUUUGGAAGUUAGUCAGAAUGGGAAGCUCUUGGGUCAGAUGCGGCCAGGAACAGCCUUCGGGGAGUUGGCCAUCCUCUACAACUGCAAGAGGACUGCCACUGUUAAAGCGGUGGCUGAGUCGCACAUCUGGGCUCUGGACAGACAAAUGUUCCAGAAAAUUAUGAUGAGAUCGACUCAGGCCCGAAAUGAAGAGUACUUCAGUUUCUUACGCAGUGUGUCUCUCCUGAAAGACCUGCCUGAGGAGAAGCUGGCCAGAAUAGUUGACUGUCUGGAGGUGGAUUACUUUGAUGAAGGAGACUAUAUUAUUCGUGAGGGAGAGGAAGGGAGCACAUUCUUUAUUAUUGCUCAAGGAGGGGUGUGUGUGACUCAGACUAUGGAAGGGUGUCCUGAUCCACAGCAGAUUAAGACUCUUGGGGUCGGGGAUUACUUUGGGGAGAAAGCGCUUAUCAGUGAAGAUGUCCGAUCAGCUAACAUCAUCGCCACAGAGAACAACACACAAUGCCUCGUCUUGGAUAGAGAUAACUUCAACCAGAUGGUGGGCACCUAUGAGGAGCUGCAGGCCUACCUGAGGGAGUAUGUGGAGCAGCUCGCACGCAGUGACCAGAGGAGGAAUGCCAUGCCCCAGUCUCCCCUGCAGUGUGAGUCGAGUGUGGAGGCGUUGGAGCUGCGUCGUCUGAGGGACAAGCUCUCGCUCCUGCCCUCCCCCUCCUGCCCCUUCCAGCACCUGCAGCUCAUCGCCACACUGGGCAUGGGCGGCUUUGGACGCGUCGAGCUGGUGAAGCUGAAGGAUGAGGAUACAGGCUUUGCCCUGAAGUGCAUCAAGAAGAAGCACAUCGUGGACACCAGACAGCAAGAGCACAUCUACUCUGAGAAGAACCUCCUGCAGCAGAUACACUCCAAAUUCAUCGUCAAGGGUUCUAUGGACCAGCUGAGGGACAUGAGCUGCUUUGAGGAGGCCACUGCUCGGUUCUGCAUUGGAUGUGUGCUGGAAGCCUUCGACUACCUGCAUGGGAAAGGCAUCGUGUACCGCGACCUCAAGCCUGAGAACCUGCUACUAGAUGCAGAGGGAUAUGUCAAAAUGGCAGACUUUGGUUUUGCGAAGCGCAUCGGCCUGGGAAAGAAGACCUGGACGUUCUGUGGAACGCCGGAGUACGUGGCACCCGAGGUCAUCCUGAACAAGGGCCACGACUUCGGGGCCGACUGCUGGUCCCUUGGCAUCCUCAUCUUUGAGCUGCUCACUGGCAGCCCCCCGUUUACGGGGUCGGACCCCAUAAAAAUCUACACCAUGGUCCUACACGGUAUCGAGAAGGUGGACAUGCCCAAGCGCAUCAGCAAACGGCCAGAGGACCUCAUCAGAAGGCUGUGCAAGCUUAACCCUGCAGAGAGACUCGGCAAUAAGAAGAAUGGUAUCAUAGACAUCAAGAAGCACAAGUGGUUCCAAGGCUUCAACUGGGAGGGUUUGCGGCGAGGCAAGCUGGCAUCUCCACUGAGGAGAGAGCUGAAAGGCCCUCUGGACCACAGCCACUUCGACAUGUUCCCACCGGAGCUGGAGCAGCCUCCAGAUGAGCUGUCGGGCUGGGACAAGGACUUCUGAGGAGGAGGAGAGGAGGACAGAAGAGCUUAGGACAAGGACUUCUGAGGAGGAGAGAAGAGCUUAG